Messenger RNA from Sceloporus undulatus (fence lizard), 4707 nucleotides. It is a transcript of the gene ANO5, whose product is annotated as anoctamin 5. Gene Ontology annotation, cellular component: plasma membrane. Gene Ontology annotation, molecular function: protein dimerization activity; chloride channel activity. The record is from RefSeq and is a predicted model, not a curated record. Lineage: Eukaryota; Metazoa; Chordata; Lepidosauria; Squamata; Phrynosomatidae. Bases 149 to 2947 code for a protein of 932 amino acids. Gene Ontology annotation, biological process: chloride transmembrane transport. The transcript has 22 exons.
GCAGGAGGAGGAGGAGGAGGAGGCCCGCCUUCGCCCCUUCUUUGGCUUCUUCUUCUUCUCCGUCUCCGCUUUCUCCUUCCCUCCCCUCAGUCUGGCCCUGGCCUCCUGCGCUGGGCAGCUGCCGGCCUCCCUCCUUCCCUCCAAAGCCAUGAACCGAGUGGGGAAGAAGGAGAACGAGGAGACCCUCAUCGAGAUGGGGCUCUCCAACGAGGGAGAAGAAACGAAUGGACCAUUAUUUGAAAAUAUAUCAAGCACAGAUUCAGAACUUCCUGGCAACUCUGAGGGCCUAAGUACCACAGAGACUACAUUACUCAUCUCUGAUCUUCAAGGGAAGACUGGAAGGAGAUUCAAACUGUUCCUGAAGCAACGUCUCAGGAUUGAUGGACGACAUCAAAGCAAAGACUCUGUUUUCUUCAGAGAUGGUAAUCGCCGAAUAGAUUUUGUACUGGCUUAUGUGGACGAUCCUAAAAUAGAAGGUGAAAAGAAGACGGAACGGAGGCGAGAAUUUGAGAAUAAUCUAGCGAAGGCAGGUCUGGAGCUAGAAACUGAAGACAAGAAGGAAUCUGACAAUGGGAAAACAUACUUUGUGAAGAUACAUGCACCUUGGGAAGUUCUGACCACAUAUGCUGAAGUGCUGAACAUCAAAAUGCCCAUCAAGGAAAGUGAUAUCCCUUGUGCUGUAGAAAACCCCUUUGACUGGUUAUUUUGGCCAUUUAGGCUACCUGAGAUUGUUAUGCAUCCGGAACCAGACUACUUUACAGCCCCAUUUAGCAAGGAAAGGCAGGAACUCUACCUCAUUGAUGAUGAGAAUACAUUUUUCUCCCCAUCUGUCAGGAACAGAAUUGUUUUCUAUAUUUUAACAAGAUGUCCCUAUGGAACUGAAGAAGGCAAGAAAAAAUUUGGCAUCAAAAGAUUGCUAAAUAAUGGCACAUACACUGCUGCUUAUCCUCUUCAUGAUUGUCAGUACUGGAGGAAAGCAAAUGAUCCAAAGUGUGAAAAUGAGAGAUACACACUUUACAGGGAGUGGGCAAGGUUUCCUCGCUUUUUCAAAGAACAGCCGUUGGAUCUUAUCAGGAAGUAUUAUGGAGAGAGAAUCGGAAUCUAUUUUGCAUGGCUGGGUUUCUACACUGAAAUGCUCUUCUUUGCAGCUGUUGUUGGUUUAAUUUGUUUUCUCUAUGGUGCCUUUACAAUGAAUGAAAAUAUGAGCAGCCAAGAAAUCUGUGACUCCAGUAUUGGAGGAGAAAUUAUCAUGUGCCCAUUAUGUGAUAAAAAAUGUGACUACUGGAGGCUUAAUUCUACAUGUGAGUCUUCAGAGUACUCCCAUUUGUUUGACAAUGUGGCAACCCUCUUUUUUGCAAUUUUUAUGGGUAUCUGGGUUACCCUUUUUUUGGAGUUCUGGAAGCGGCGUCAAGCUCGACUUGAAUAUGAAUGGGAUUUAGUUGAUUUUGAGGAAGAACAGCAGCAGCUACAAUUAAGGCCAGAGUAUGAAGCAAAAUGUACCCAGAAGAGAAAGAAUCCAGUAACUCAGGAACUAGAAUUGGUUAAAAGGAAGAGCUUACAUGACUAUGGGAAACUAAGCUUGUUGUAUUUUGGAGUAUUAUUUUGGAUCUCUUUGAUCAUAGCAAGUAUGAUCGCUGUGAUAGUCUACCGCCUUGCUGUUUAUGCUGCUUUUGCUAGCAUAAUGGAGAACACUCAAACUCUGCAACCCAUCCGAGGUUUAUUGACACCACAGCUAGCCACUUCAGUCACUGCAUCAUUACUGAAUUUUGUCAUCAUUAUGAUUCUGAAUUUCAUAUAUGAGAGGAUAGCCAUCUGGAUCACAGAUAUGGAAAUCCCAAGAACUCACCUUGAAUAUGAGAACAGACUCACUAUGAAGAUGUUCUUGUUUCAGUUUGUCAACUAUUACUCUUCAUGUUUCUAUGUGGCUUUCUUCAAAGGGAAGUUUGUGGGGUAUCCUGGUCUUUACACAUAUAUGUUUAACCAGUGGAGAAACGAAGAGUGUGAUCCUGCAGGAUGCUUGAUAGAAUUAACAACACAGCUUACCAUUAUCAUGGCCGGCAAACAAAUUUGGGGCAAUAUCCAAGAAGCCUUUGUACCGUGGAUAUGGAAUUGGUGGGGCCGUCGAAAAGCCAGGAGCAAUCCAGAGAAUUUAUACAGUCGAUGGGAGCAGGACCAUGACCUGCAGACCUUUGGAGCUUUGGGCCUAUUCUAUGAAUACUUAGAAAUGGUCAUUCAAUUUGGAUUUAUUACUCUGUUUGUGGCCUCUUUUCCCUUGGCCCCACUCCUUGCUCUGAUGAACAAUAUCUUGGAGAUUCGAGUUGAUUCUUGGAAACUAACAACCCAGUAUAAAAGACCGGUGGCAGCUAAAGCACACAGCAUUGGUAUUUGGCAGGAAAUCCUGAAUGGGUUAGCAAUCUUGUCCGUUGUCACAAAUGCAUUCAUUGUAGCCUUUACAUCUGAUAUGAUCCCUCGGCUGGUGUAUUAUUAUGCCUAUUCUACUGAUCCUGAUUCACCUAUGAGUGGAUAUAUUAAUGACAGCCUCUCCAUAUUUAGAAUAUCAGAUUUUCGAGAGAAAAACAGACCUGAUGCAAACCCAGGCAACUUUACAAACUGCAGGUAUAGGGACUAUCGAUAUCCACCAGACCAUGAGAAGCAGUACACGCACACAAUGCAGUUCUGGCACAUCCUGGCUGCCAAAAUGGCUUUUAUCAUUAUUAUGGAGCACGUUGUCUUCAUUGUCAAAUUCUUUGUGGCCUGGAUGAUUCCUGAUGUCCCAGCUGAAGUGAAAGCCAAAAUAAAGCGUGAAAAGUACUUGACACAAAAAAUACUACAUGAGUAUGAACUAUAUAAACUCAAGCAAAAGCUGUGUGAAGGAAAGACAGAUGCCAGCAUGGAAAAAGCAGUCUUGGCCACUGAAGGGAAGGUAGAAUUAUCAGAGCUCAUGUAGCCCUAGCUGCCUGCCUGGAAUUCCAACCUGUGAAAUUUUGAUGAUUCAGGAUCUGUGAUGAGCUUGCAGCUCAGCAUGUCGUGAAAGCUGUCCAGUCUUUUUCAUCAGUUUCUUUCUGGACUUGAAACUACGGUAUUCCUAAAACAAUUGGAAAGAGACAGCAUGGAUUGAUGGCAUGGAUUGAAGAUAGUCUACCAAGCCUUUUCAGUUCUGUACUUUUGCUGCUGUGUAACCUUGAAAAACAAGCUUCCGUUUGUGGAGUUGCAGCAUCUCUUUCAUUACCUUGCCUUUCUAAGAUUGUUUAGGCUUUUUUUGGAACUAAGAAUGUCUUAAUUGUGUUUCUGAUGUGUAGCCCUCAAAGUACUGUAUUUUCAGUGGUGGCCAUGCCAUGCUGUGCAAAUGUGAGAAGAUGCUACCCAGUGAGGUCAGGGUGUUGCAAAGAAGGAAAUAAACUAUGGCCUCAUGUUUAUAUGUAUGCAUUAGUAUACAUGAGUUGAUAAGGCCAAGAGUCUGAAGUGUAGUCCUUCAUUUGUUGAUAAAGAGAAUAUGUAUCCUUUUAUCAUUCUCUUAUUUGGACUUUAAAUUGUGCCACAGACUCUGAUGGCUCUGUCCCAUUCAUGUGUGCCUGUUACCAAAUUCAGGGACACUGGGAACUGAAGUCCCAAUCUACUACUUUUAGUUAACCUAGAUAAGGCAAAAAGGGCUUAGUAAGCAAGUACAGGAAUGUUUGAGACGUUUUUGCCAAAUGGUACUAUCAACACACAAAUUGUGCCUAUUUUUAGAAAAACAGAGGCAUUGCUCAGUGUUAAAGAACAACUAGUCUGCAAUUCUCUGUUCAUAGUGACUGUUCAAUAGCUUGCAGUUUUCUAGCUGUGAUAAAUUUGAGCAUAAUGAUAUUUGGAACUUUACUUGGAAAGUCUUACACAUAUCAUAAAUGUGCACUUCUGCUGCACAAAUCUGCACCUUCAAAUGCCUUCUGACAGACUGAUUUUGUGGGCAGUUUUUAAGGCUCAGAUACACCUAAGUAGCAGAAAUGCUGUAUAUGAUUGCUUCAUAGUCUAAAAUGUGGUGGACAAGUUGCUGCCCUCCAGAUGUUGCCAGUGUACAGUUGGCAAUGGUGAGGAAUGCUGGGAGUUGUAGUCCAACAACAUCUGGAUGAGCAUACUUUGUCCACUCCUAAUCUUUACCCAACAAAAAUAAAAAUGUUGAAAUGCUUUUUCAUAAUUUAGUUUUAUGCCAAGUAAUUUCCUCAGGUAACUUUUCUCCACAGUAAAUAUAUGAGUAAAAUUUAUGCAAACAUCUUAUUUCAUUGCCAUAGAGAUGCUUUGCUGUUUUAAUUUAGCAUUCACCAUUUUUUUAAAAGAAUUAAACUCUUAUAUGUGUACUGUGGGAUAAAUGACUUAAUUUACCCUACAGAAAGAAAGAUUAUUUUUAAAUCAAUAUGAUGUUUAAUUGAUAACAUAUUUCGUAAAGGCAAGAACCACUGAAGGGUCCUUUAAUUUGGUUAUUGACUUCUAUAUUAUUUGUCUUAAUUCCUUACCUCUGAUUUUAUUGUAACAGUUUCAGAAUCCCUCACGAAGGCAUCCACAAGGCUAUAAAAUGUAAACAAAGCUGUGUUACUAACCCACCUUAGUAGUAAACCUGUUUAUGUUUGUACAGAACAUGUAUUCUUGAUAUUUUAUUAAUGAAAUGUUGUAUACCUUGAUAUAGUCAGAUGUCCAAUUCCAAGAAAUAUUGUUAUUAUUAUUAUUGUGAUUUUU